AUGAGUCGGAUCAGCUUAGGAAUAGCCAUUUCCAUCCAUCGAAUAAGGUUCUAUACAGGAGGAAACCAUUUUGUGGUUUACUCAACGCUGUCGCACGUUCCUGCAUGGACGCAUGUGGAUUUCUUGGCUUCCCAACUGCGAAUAAAAAACGCCUACGGAAUCGAAGAGUUGGAUGUCAGGAAUCCGUUACUGAUGCUUACUGUCUGCGACACCGAGUCUCCGAUUACGGUAUUCGAUGACAGUUCCUACUUGGUCGACACGCACAAGGCUGGUCUUGUGUCGAUGUACGAGAAUGAGCUCACCGUGGUGUUCCGCUCCUACCGUUCCGGUGUGCUUUUCUUCUCCGUUGCCGAUCAAGGCGAUAUCCUCAUCGCUCAGGUCAUCCAUGGUACCGUUCACGUCAUGUUCGACUUCGGUAAGUCCGUCUAG
Molecule: messenger RNA, 429 nt
Organism: Cooperia oncophora
Lineage: Eukaryota; Metazoa; Nematoda; Chromadorea; Rhabditida; Trichostrongylidae
Source: the annotation of a GenBank genome assembly